AUGGGGAAAGGCCUUGUCACCGAUGCCCCGGAUGGCGCAGGGGCGGCGGCGGCGGCCUCUCCUGCUGCUGGGCUAACAGCUGCCAAGGUCACGAAGAAGAAGAAGAAGACCAAGAGCGUUGCUGUGGAAGAUGAGAGCUCCGCGAAAAAGAAGAAGAAGAAGAAGGCCGCGUCGGAAGGAGACGACGAUAAGGCCAAGACCAAGAAAGUCAAGAAGAAACGGGCUCGGGACGAAGGGGACGACACCGAAGGAGGCGGUAGCGCCGCCGAGGCCACGACGGGGACGAUCUCCGCGACGGAGGCGGCAGUAAUCGUCUCCAACGGCGCUGCUGCUGCUGCGCCGGCGAAGCGCGUGCGGACGCGAUCGAUGGAUGCCGCGGAGGCUGCAGCGGCGGCGGGGGCCGGCGAGGGAGCAGCAGCAGCAGCAGGAGUGCAACACCCGAGCGUUGACGAGUUUGACAUCAGCGAGACGACCAAGGGACACCUCCGGAACAGGGGGAUCACCACCCUCUUCCCAAUCCAGGCUCAGACGUUCGAGCACAUCCGGAGGGGCAAGGAUUUGAUUGGCCGAGCCCGCACGGGCAUGGGCAAGACGCUCGCCUUCGCCGUGCCCGUGAUCGAGAAGCUGCUCAUGGCCGGGGCGGGCAGCCUGAAGCCCGGCCGCAAGCCCAGGGUGCUGGUAAUGGCUCCCACUCGAGAGCUGGCGAAACAGGUUGCGGCGGACUUCGAGCUGACGGCGCCAUCUCUCAAGACCACGUGUAUAUACGGAGGGGCACCGUAUCGUCCCCAGGAGGACGCCCUGAGGUGGGGGGUGGACGUUGUGGUUGGAACGCCGGGACGGCUGCUUGACCACGUCGGCAGGGGCACGCUCCAGCUCUCGGACGCGGAGUUUAUCAUCCUCGACGAGGCCGAUCAGAUGCUCGACAUGGGGUUUAAGGAGGAGAUGGAAAAGGUCUUCGAGGCGUGCGGGGAGGAGGGGGAGCAGGGCCGCCAGAUGCUGCUCUUCAGCGCGACGAUGCCCCCAUGGGUGGACAAGGUGGUGAAGGAGUACAUGAAGGAGGACCGCGUGUUUAUCGACCUGGUGAAGGAGGGUACGGUGAAGGCCUCCAAGGACGUCGAGCACAUCGGCAUCCCUUGCCAUUGGACGAGCCGGUCGAGCACGAUCAACGAUAUCGUCAGCGUGUACGGGGCCGGCGGCAACAAGCGGACCAUCGUCUUCUGCACCACCAAGCGCGACUGCAACGAGCUGUGCAUGGACCCCAAGAUGACAUACGACUGCCAGGCACUGCACGGAGACAUCACCCAGGCAAACCGGGAGUCGACGCUAGCCGGGUUCAAGAAGGGCUCGUUCAAGGUCCUGGUGGCUACCGACGUUGCCGCCCGGGGCCUGGACAUGAUUGUAGACCUCGUGCUCAAUGCUGAGCCGCCCACCCACCAGUCCGGCCGCGUGGACACAGAGUCGUACGUUCACCGCUCGGGGAGGACCGGCAGGGCGGGGCGCAAGGGCAUGUGCAUCACGCUCUACACCCCGCGCCAGCGGGGGGGGCUCGGCGAGAUCGAACGCCACAUCGGCAACGACUUCGCGUGGCGGGGGGCUCCGCAGCCUGAUGACAUCGUUAACGCCUCCGCCGGUGCGGCGAUCGACGACAUACGAGCGGUGGACGACAGCGUCAUCGACCUAUACAAGACCGCCGCCGAGCAGCUAAUCGACGAGAAGGGCGCCCUGAACGCUCUCUGCGCGGCGCUGGCCUGCAUGACCGGACGCACGGAGGCCAUGCCGGUCCGCUCCCUGCUGAGCAACAGCGAGGGGCACGUGACGAUCAUCUUCCGGAGCGACCACCCGAUCGAGUACAUGGCGUACUGCUGGACCGCGAUCAGGAAAGUCUUGUCCAGCGCGGCGGCUGACAACAUCCGUGGCAUGCAGCUGUCAGAAGAUGGGCUGGCUUGUGUAUUCGACGUUCCAGAGGAGCACAUGGAAGGGGUCAGGGACGUCUGCGAGAGAGAAGACUGGCUCGACAUAUGCACCGAGCUCCCGCCCCUGAAGGGGGCGAGGGAGGGGAAGGGGGUGAACGGGAUUCGAUUGUGAUGUCGGCGCAUUAGCGGGGGGCGUCAAGUGACUCUUACGAUUGCGGUCGGAUGUACUGGUAGGUAGUAUGAAGGUGCACCCCAUUUGUUGUCAUUGUUGUAGCAUCGAAAGUCGUUCCAGCCUCAGCAACAUAAAUCCUGGUGUUGUCCGUUUGCUGAUAUACUCUUUCUUGUCUCGAUGGGCUAGUAAGUAAGUGGAAAGGGAGGAAAAAGUAACUGUUUUUUUCCUUGGUUGACCAACCGGUGCGAAUCGAUGCGCAUUCGUUUUGGUAUUACUGCUGCAGAAGGACGAUCACUCUGCCGGCACAUCGUUUUGAGUAAUACACAAAAG
Molecule: messenger RNA, 2415 nt
Organism: Ectocarpus siliculosus
Lineage: Eukaryota; Phaeophyceae; Ectocarpales; Ectocarpaceae
Source: the annotation of a GenBank genome assembly